AGACCAAGUGGGGAUUUUUGGUAUGGAGGUCUAUGAGUCUCGAACUUGGUUAACAAAAAAUGUAAUUGCGAAUUUACGACGUGAAGCUUAUUUGAUCGAACAUAAGUUUCGUAAUGUUUAGGUUUUUACGAACGUACCGAUAUAAAAGUGGACGCGCAUUGCAUUCCGACAAUGUUAUAUAAGAGUUGUGGUUUCUUGUUCACGCGCGUAUGUUCCCACCUUCCUUCCGCCUUUGCGGACAUGUAUUUCCAUUGUUAGAGGGGUCAAACGACUAUCCUACUUGCCACCAGUUGACCUGUCCAUAUAAAGUAAUAAUAAAGGAAGAAGAUGGCAGACGAAACGUUAUAUAGCUAGCUUGCUAAACAGUUAUGGCAGUUUAUUCGAUUGAGGCUAGAAAGCGAUAAAUGACUUUUCGGAAAACUUGUGGCUACCUGGCUAGUUACCGUUAGCUAGCUAGGUAGCUAACAUUGUCCUGUUACAAACUACUUAUUUAACUAGUUAGACAUUUUACAUUCUGAAUUAAAGUUACUAAUUAUACGUAAAUGUGUAUAGCAUCAGCCAGUUAGCGUUCUAGUAGCGACCAUCUCAUAGCUUGGCUGUGUAGCGUGAGCUAGCUAGGUUAGGUAAUUUGCUAGGUUAGAUUGUUGUUGCCAGUCACUGUCUUAUAAAAUAACAAAUGGCUGGGUUGGCGACUGUGACCACCCUUCGAUUGCCUAUAGGCAUACGGACAUUCAGUGAGUUGCGAGAUGUCUCUGCAUUUGGCAAACACCUGUUGAAUACAGUGUUGGGGCCAAGAAUACGGAUUAAACAGCCAAUCAGAUAUGUGACAUCUUGUGGCAUCCUUAUGACCAGAAACCCCAGGAUUCUUAUCCAUUUGGACAGGACGACAACUAUCAUUCCCCCCAGCAGAACCUUCCUUAGUCUGGCCAACAAGAGAAAACAGUAUUCAGAACGAAGAAUCAUUGGUUACUCGAUGCAGGAGAUGUAUGAUGUGGUGGCCAACGUGGACGAUUAUAAGCACUUUGUUCCGUGGUGUAAGAAAUCUCAGUUCAUCAUGCAGAGAGCCAGCCAUGCUAAAGCCAAACUAGAAGUGGGUUUCCCCCCUAUAGUCGAGAGAUACACCUCCAUGAUCACCAAUGUGCGCCCUCAUCUAGUCAAGGCUGUAUGCACAGACGGUAAACUGUUCAACCACUUGGAGACAAUAUGGCGUUUCAGCCCUGGAAUACCUGGUUAUCCCAGAACCUGUACUGUUGAUUUCUCUAUAUCUUUUGAGUUUCGCUCUUUGCUACACUCGCAGUUAGCGACGGUCUUCUUUGAUGAGGUCGUGAAGCAAAUGGUUGUUGCCUUCGAGGGCCGAGCUUGCAUCAAGUACGGCCCAGAGACUAAAAUACCCAGAGAACUCAUGUUCCAUGAGGUGAACCAAACGUGAGCCUCCAUGUGCUUGUACAUAUAUAGGAAAUUCACACGUUUUCUCCACUUUCAACCCAUUGCAUUUUGUGGACGACCAUUAGAUAGAUGACUGUUGUUGGACACAGUUGAAGUGGGGAAUGGAUCUCCAGCUUGACUGCUUGAACAACAUAGCCACCACUUGCAUGUGAGAAGAGCGUCAUUUCAGACUGGGAUCGUCCUCCGUAUGUACUGGAUUCUUAGGCCAUUCUCCUAUUUAUUGCCAAUUUGCUGCAGAGCCUGAUAUUUACUGAAGCAAAUUCCAUAUUUUGUAAAGUGUAAUGAAUUGUCAGGCUUUCAAUAUUAUUUUUACCAAUCCAGUAAAUACUUCAGCUAGUUAACUGGGGACUCAUAAGAGAACUGAACAUAAUAUAUUUUGGAAGAAUAUACCAUGUCACACCCAUUUCAUUUUCAUAAGAUGUUUUAACUGGUUUGAAUCAUGUCCACACAUUAAAUCUAUGUAAAAAAUAUAAACACAACAAUUUAACUGAGUGUGUGUAUAUAAGGAAAUCAGUUCAUUGAAAUAAAUUCACUAUGCCCUAAUCUAUAAAUUUUACGACUGGGAUUACAGAUAUGCAUCUGUUGGUCAGAUAGCUUUAAAAAAUUGACCUCACAAUAGGGCUCAGGAUCUCAUCACACUAUCUCUGUGCAUUCAAAUUUCCAUAAACUGCAAUUGUGUUCCUUGUCCGUAGCUUUUGCCUGCCCAUAUCAUAACCCCACCGCCAUUGAAAGGGAGAUUUAUAUUGCUUUCCUAUAACAUUCCCCUGAUUUGCCUUAAUGUUUAUUUUGGGGUAAAGGGACAUAUUAAUCUCCAGCACCACCCCAACAAAUGUGAAAACAGCAUGUUUAUGUUUUGAAAAAGUUUACAAUGACAUCAGUGUGCAUCGUGAUUUUAACCAAUUAUGAGUAGGCAUUGCCUACACUUAGAGGAAGACAUCUUUUACCUCAAAACAUAAACACUCCCAUUUUCACAUAGGUUGGGGUGGUGCUGGGGAUGUUGAAAAGGGGUGAUUCUGUUGGUGGGAAUCAGGGCUCUUAAGGUCCUGCCAGCCAUUACCACCCCGUUUAUGUAUGUAUUUUAGACUUUAAAACAAAAGUACAACUUUUGUCAAUAUCAGGACAUUUCAGGUUGUCACAGGAGUGCUUGGCAAAUCAGCCAAUUGAUCAUUUGAAGCCACAGUUCAAAUCAGUUGCAACACAUAGCAAUUUUGUAUUUUCUGACCAAAGCACUGAUGUUGUUUAUUUGGAAUCCAGUCUCCGUACCACAUGCAUAUGACGUCUUGACCAGGCCAAAGGGAAGCAGAAACCUGAGUGCUGUGGAGACCUGUCUGGUACACUAUUAAUAAGUGCAAUGUCCUCAGAAAACUCCAGCCAACACAUACGUAUCAUACGCAGCCGGCACAGAAUAACAUGACUGUUCUGUGGUAAUGUAAAUGCAUUCAGGUAAAGAAUGUGCAACAACCACAUCUCCAUAAACAGACAGCAAUAAAAAAAAACUGAAUUCGAGAUAACAGUAAUUGUUAACAUUUGCCUUUUAUUUCAAAUUGUUUUCCAUUUUCUCUCCCAUAUCCAGCUCUGCUAGAUAAUAAAGUUCAGAUUUCUCCACUUCA
Oncorhynchus kisutch (coho salmon) is the source of this 3056-nucleotide messenger RNA. RefSeq names its product coenzyme Q-binding protein COQ10 homolog A, mitochondrial. The coding region runs from base 677 to 1429 and encodes 250 amino acids. Gene Ontology annotation, cellular component: mitochondrion. Lineage: Eukaryota; Metazoa; Chordata; Actinopteri; Salmoniformes; Salmonidae. The record is from RefSeq and is a predicted model, not a curated record. Gene Ontology annotation, molecular function: ubiquinone binding. The transcript is spliced from 5 exons. Gene Ontology annotation, biological process: cellular respiration.